This is a messenger RNA of Sphaerulina musiva SO2202, 915 nucleotides long. Its product is annotated as vacuolar protein sorting protein 46. The transcript is spliced from 4 exons. Gene Ontology annotation, biological process: protein transport; endosome transport via multivesicular body sorting pathway; late endosome to vacuole transport. Gene Ontology annotation, cellular component: ESCRT III complex; multivesicular body. The coding region runs from base 54 to 656 and encodes 200 amino acids. Lineage: Eukaryota; Fungi; Ascomycota; Dothideomycetes; Mycosphaerellales; Mycosphaerellaceae. The record is from RefSeq and is a predicted model, not a curated record.
CAACGAUUCACGAACUUGAAUAUCGACAACGCCAUUCCUCCCUCAGCCUCACCAUGUCUGGACUAGAGAAAGCCCUCUUCAACCUCAAGUUCACAGCCAAGCAGCUCAACCGCCAGGCCGCCAAAGCCAGCAAAGAUGAACAAACCGAGAAGGCGAAGCUCAAGAAGGCCAUAUCGCAAGGCCACAACGACAUCGCCAAAAUAUACGCCGGCAACGCCAUUCGGAAAAAGAACGAAAACUUGCAGCUUCUCACUCUCGCCAGCCGAAUCGAUGCCGUGAGCUCGCGAGUCCAGACUGCUGUUACCAUGAGGAGUGUGACCGGCAGCAUGGCGAAUGUGGUGAGGGGUAUGGAUCAGGCGAUGAAGAGCAUGGAUUUGGAAAAGAUUUCCGCUGUCAUGGACAAGUUCGAAACGCAAUUCGAGGACCUCGAUGUUGCGACAGGAUACUACGAAACUGCGACUUCGUCUGCCACUGCUACCGGGACUCCUCAGGAGGAUGUGGAUAGGUUGAUGAAUCAAGUUGCCGACGAGGCGGGCGUGGAAUUGAGCCAGGAGAUGGCCGGAGCUACGCCCGCGAAGGGGAUACAAGCUCCCGCGCAGCAUGAGGAGGAGCGGGAGGAUAAAUUGGGAGAGAGAUUAAGGGCAUUGAGAAGUUAAAGAGUGGGCGGGACAUGGAGGUGUGCUCAAGGUAGGCUGGAUAAGUGAAUGAGGCGUUUUUCUUUUUCUGGAGCGGAGUAGUAGCGGUACCUACCUGAGAUUCCAUGAUGAAGUCAUGAUUGGAUGAUCUCGGCGCGUGGAGUGAAUACGGUAUGUAUGGUGGAGAUGAAUUAUCAAUUCUCUUUUUCUUUAGUCUUGUACUUCUAUUCUACUCUGUGGAAGCCUGAAGUGAAGUCGCUAAAAAACAAUGAACAUUGGC